UAACUGCGUGACAUCAACGCUAUCUCGGGCGAAACUGCGUUGUAAGAAGAGAACAGAGAGAGGAUCAUUUGGAGAGCUCAUUUCGUCAGUGGACAUAAAUUCAAUCUUUCUCUCAAUCCAUUUACGGAAGGAAAAAAGAAAAAAAAAAAAAAAAACCAAAACCCUAGAAGAGAUUUGAGCCUGAAGAAGAAACAAGAAGGAAGAGGAAGAAGCCGGGAAAGAUGUCGUGGCAAGUUUACGUCGAUGAACAUUUGAUGUGCGAGAUUGAGGGCAAUCACCUCACUUCUGCGGCCAUUAUCGGUCAAGACGGCAGCGUUUGGGCUCAAAGCCAAAAUUUCCCUCAGCUCAAGCCUGAAGAAGUUGCUGGCAUCGUGGGGGACUUCGCGGACCCUGGGACGCUUGCUCCAACUGGUUUGUACAUUGGUGGUACAAAAUAUAUGGUAAUCCAAGGGGAGCCUGGAGCUGUUAUUCGUGGGAAGAAGGGCCCAGGUGGGGUUACUGUUAAGAAGACUGGUAUGGCUUUAGUCAUUGGUAUCUAUGAUGAACCAAUGACUCCUGGUCAAUGCAAUAUGAUUGUUGAAAGGCUUGGGGAUUAUCUUAUUGAUCAGGGCCUCUAAAUAUCGGUGGAAACCAUGUAUUGUUUGUACAAGUCUAUGGACUCUUGAAUGGAAAUGGGUUUGAUGCUUGAGGAGUGAUGAUGCUUAUGUUUCUCGUUAUUAGUGUUGUCUCUUUCACUUUUUUUCUAUUUUUUCCCUUUGAAAUAUUGUGGUGGUUUUCAAGUGAGGUCCAUGUUGUAGCAUCAAAUAUGGAUAUGGUAAACCAAUCAGCAUAAAUUUAUAAUUACUCUUCUCUAUUUUA
Messenger RNA from Cucumis melo (muskmelon), 858 nucleotides. Its product is annotated as profilin. NCBI's taxonomy places the organism in Eukaryota, Viridiplantae, Streptophyta, Magnoliopsida, Cucurbitales, Cucurbitaceae. The record is from RefSeq and is a predicted model, not a curated record. Gene Ontology annotation, cellular component: cell cortex. The transcript has 4 exons. Bases 222 to 617 code for a protein of 131 amino acids. Gene Ontology annotation, molecular function: actin monomer binding.